Molecule: messenger RNA, 3434 nt
Organism: Cyprinodon variegatus (sheepshead minnow)
Lineage: Eukaryota; Metazoa; Chordata; Actinopteri; Cyprinodontiformes; Cyprinodontidae
Gene: cldnd1
Product: claudin domain containing 1
Exons: 4
Coding region: 460-1218 (252 amino acids)
Cellular component (GO): membrane
Source: RefSeq, a predicted model, not a curated record
AUAAAUGGUUAACCGGAAAAGGAAAACCCAAGGAUUAAUGUGUGUAUCCAGCAUCUUGGGCGCACUGGGCAUCCUUAAACAAAGCUCCCCUCAUAAGAUUCGCUUAAUCAUGGAGGUAUAUAGCAUUUUAUGACGGAGGACCGAUUGUUUUUGUUUUUUUUGCUGAGGGGGGGCUGUUAUUGCAGACUGGGAGUGCAGGGUCUGGCCACCCACCCUCUGUGGAAGUGGGACAACGGAGCAGAUGGCGCAUCCAAGCCGAGCUGCGGGGCUUUGUCUUGCACCAAAUACAAGGUGCCAUCAUUAAAACAACCAGUUUGCUUUAUUUCUACGAGAGUUCAUUUAUUUUUUACCCGAUAAUUAUGUCGGAGUGACGGGGCAACUGCAGAACAGAAAUACGUCCAUAUACCGCCUGAUCUGAGCCCACCGUCCCUUUCUUAAUCCUCUCUAUAAUUGAACACAAUGGUGGAUAACCGCUACGCCACCGCUCUGGUCAUAGCCUGCGUGCUGAGCGUCCUGGCCACGGUGUACCUGUCUGUGGCCAUCGGCACGCAGCACUGGUACCAGUACAGCAGCCCCACGGUGCGUGGAGAGGCCAACGUGUCGGAGCUGCGCUCCCUGUACGAAGAGUUCAUGAGUGGGGAGUUCGACGAGAAGACCUACAGUGACACGCUGUUCCGCCUCAACGGGACCGUGGGCCUGUGGUGGCGGUGCGUGCUGGUCCCACCCAACGCGCAUUGGAUCAAGGAGCCAGAUGCCAAGAUGGUGCUGGAGUGUCGAAACUUCACUUUGCUGGAGCAGUUCACCCCCAAAUACAAAGAGCCGGGGAACCACAACAGCGGAGAGGACAUGCUCCGCACCUAUUUGUGGAGGUGCCAGUUUCUGCUGCCACUGACGUCUCUCGGUCUGGUUGUGUUAGCGGGCCUCAUUGGGUUCUGCGCCUGCCUGUGCAGGACCCUCACACCUACACUGGGUUUAGGAGUUCUUCACCUGUUGGCUGGUCUGUGCACCCUGGCAACAGUGUGCUGCUACCUGGCUGGGAUGGACCUGCUCCACAGGGUGUCGAUGCUCCCUGACAAGGUGGAUGGCUCCCUGGGUUGGUCCCUUUACCUGGCUCUCAUCUCCUCGCCCCUGCACAUGAUGGCUGCCGCACUGCUGGUGUGGGCGGCACGCAGCCACAGCCAGAACUACUACCGCAUGACUGCAUACCGUGUGGCGUGAUGAGAGAUUGUGCUUCAGAUCUCAGAUUUUAAAUACCACAACUCCGGCACCAGAAUAUACAUUUCAUACUAAUAUUUAAGGAUAUGUUUUGUUUUUUUUAUCCCAUCCUAGAUUCAAUAUCAAGUAAAAACCCUAACGUAUGCUGCAUUUUUUAUUUAUUUUUUUCUAGAGCUGCUAAUAUAAAAAAACAAACAAAUUUAAGUCAUCAAAUUGGAACUCUGAAAAAGAGUCAGUUAAUCAAAAACCUGUUAGACCCAAGUGCACCUCCUACUCUUAUGUGAGACUAAGUUUAAGGUGUAGUUUCUUGCAGCAGACUGAAGAAAACGCCCCUCAGAAGAAUGGGAGAAAAAUAAUUAACGUUCUGACCUGAAUCACAUUGAAGCUCUCAAGUAUGCAUUUUAAGCCUGUCAUGUGAGGCGUCAAACAUCUACAUACCAGCGCACUAACCUAAGUUUUUCUUUUGUCUUUUUUUUUAGCAGCUUGUUUUUGUUGGAUAUUUAUGAAACCAGUAAGCUUUCAGCGUUUACUUGGUUUCACUCUACCUAUUGCAUGUUCUACUGCGAUGUUUCCAAUCAACUCACUCUAAUUAAUAAUAAAGUAUAUAUUAAAAUCAUAUCAAAAGGUCAGAUUACAAUAUGGUGAAGUCAGGUUCAGUGUAUAGCGCCAAAGUUUUCCUAAGAAAUCCCAACUGUUUAUAAUGAUAUUGUUGCUGAAAUCUCCCCUCCUGCGCAAGAGAAUAAAUGCGUAGAAGCAUCACUACUGCUGUGGAAAGGAACGGGUAGCCAUACUCCCUUGCCUGUACAAUAGUAAAGUCAAUGUGUGCUUUAAAAUAACAGGAAAAAUGAUUUCCAUGCACUAAUUCUGUUGCGGUACAGUGUUUUUAUUAGCGUUCACGUGGCUUCGUUCCAGUAAUUUAGACACUUAAAGUAUUAUUUAGAGCUGCUGCUACCUCCUUUGUGUUAUUUUUAUGUUUUUUUUUCAGAGCAGGGCAUGCUUUUGAAAUCCAUCUGAUAACAAGCUGACAAUGUCGUUUGGUUAGUUUUCAGAACCUGCUAAGGGGCGUAAACGUUACUCAGUAGACAUACUGUAAAUACCAGAGGGGGAAAAUAACAUUCAGAAAAUUUAUUUUAUUUUAUUUCAAUUUCAAGCAGCGGUCCCCUUUGUCAUGAAAGUUAUGAUUUGUGUAUUUUAUUUAUUGUGUUUAUUUAUUCUGUUUCCUGGUUUAAGGAUAAUACAACAUAAAACAAAUGGAAAAAAGAAUUCAGCGUAUACAUUUGAAAUUACUGUAGAGACACUCUACAGAGAUACUGUAGAGGUGAUUAAACACCACUUAUCAGGUUGUUCCUUGAAAACGUUCUGUUCUAAUCCUGACUACUGUAGAUAUGUGAUCCCUCCUCUUUUAUUUAAAAGCAGGCUGGCUUGGGAUGGAUGGGACUUUUUGGGUAAAGUUCACAUUUUUUUUAGAAUUUAUAUUUAGGAACGCAAUCCCUAUAUCUUAAUCUUAGCCUGUGUUAUUGAUAAAAAUCUAGUUUUGAUGCAUCUUAAAAAGGCAUUACAUUUUUCUAAUGAUACUGCCACCUUUGGUCAAAACGUAUAACUGCAGCUAUCUUCUAGUCAUUGUAGCCGGUGCUCGGACUUAAGGCUUUUUUUUUUUUUGCUUUCACCUAAUGUGGAGUUGCCAUUGGUGUCUGAGUUGAGCUGGUUGCCAAUCAUUUCUAAAAACUUGACCUCACAUCUGGGCAGUGCAGGUACUUUACAUUUAGGAAAAUAGGCCACAUAAUAGAUCAAUCUGCGCUGAACUACUGAGGUGUCAGUUUCAUCAUCAAACUAUGUUUUACUCCUGAAGGAGUGAAUAAAAAAGCUUUGGUGAAGAUAUUUUUCAGUAAAAACUAACAAAAUAUCUGUUACACGAUCAUUGUUGUGUGGAAAAUACCCCAAAAUGUUAAGUUCCAAAAUGUAGUUGUUUGUUUGUAAGAAAUUGGAUUUAGCAUUGUUCAAAAAAAUUGUCACAGCAUGAUGCAGCUUCUACCAUGCUUGACAAUUGGUUCCAGCAUGAAACAAAGUCAGAUUAUAAUUGUAGAGGCAUUGAGAUCUUGGUCUCUGACCAUACAAAAAAAAUGAUAAGAAAAAUUAUUUUCUUCCUUUUCAGAGGAGCGGUUUUGCUAGAUUGUUGAAAACUAGAGACAAUAAGUUGGGUAAUGCAGAAUCUAAAACAA